Messenger RNA from Trametes versicolor FP-101664 SS1, 663 nucleotides. RefSeq lists its product as uncharacterized. The transcript is spliced from 4 exons. The record is from RefSeq and is a predicted model, not a curated record. Lineage: Eukaryota; Fungi; Basidiomycota; Agaricomycetes; Polyporales; Polyporaceae. The coding region runs from base 100 to 255 and encodes 51 amino acids.
UCGUCGAGUCGGCUCGCCCGCCCUGGUGGGCUCUCUCCGCACGAUUUUCAACUCUGCCGUCGUGUCCGCGCGCGCGGACAAUGCGGCCGUAGCGCAUUUAUGAGUCUCCUGGCGCCAUCCGACACGUACUACAAGAACUCCCUCUGCGGAUCGUCACAGCACUGCCUCGAAGCGAGCCCCAAGCUCGGAAUACCCGUGCUGGGCGCGCCAUGUACGAGUCGACCACCUGCGACGAGCGUUCUCCAACGGCGGUGAGACGUCCGGAAUGCAGAGUCGCUGCCACGCAGGCGCUGCGAGUUUGGUGGACGACUCGCACGUCCGCGCCAAGUCUCGUCAUCUCCAUCGACCGCAGACACAUCAUAAAUACUCCAUAAUCCCAUCCGCAUGACCGUGGAUGGCCCUCGACGCCGCGUCCGGAUGAGCGCAAGACGCGCGCACUCGGCCGCAUGCGGGCGCCUAUUUCGACAGAACUCGAAACUGCAAAGGCCCGCGCCCUCGACAGCUGCCUUCUGCCACCUCUCCCACUCGCCCCCGCUGUAUAGACUCGGCGCUGUGUCUGCGCGCUCCCCCGACGCGCUUCUUCCCGCCAAAUUUCCCUCACCUCCCCGAUGCACCCGUCGGCGCGUGUCCGCGGCGCGAGCGCAUGCGUGAGCUCGCGGUGCG